UUAAGUACUUAACCCGAGGUACCACUGUAUACACAAUACUGGCAUCCCAGCAAUAAACCCCCUGCCCCUGCUAAAUAUGCCCGUAACCUACUUCUCUCGGAUUCAACUAUAAAACAUAAUAGACAUCUAAUAAUAUAGUGCACAUCUAAUUAUAUGUUUCAUUAAUUUCCCUCAUAUACUUGAUUCUACAUGCCGGAGUAUGAAUGACUGGCAGGUAGAGAAAGAUUUCCAUAGAAGUUUGGCACAAUGUUCCAAUGGCGGACCACAAACCACUUAGGAGUCUGAAAGAGCAGACCAGGCUGAAAUCCAGUGCCCAAUGGGAUAAAACAAUAUUAAUGGAUAAAAGGAUUGAUUCUCGUUUAAUGACGAAUCCUAUUCCCCCCUCCCUCCUUCCCUACAAAUCUCUCUGGUCCAUGGUUUGCUGACCCGUAUCGCAGGAUGCUCAUGCAAUCAACCAGGUUCCGCCAUUUAAACUAAGCAUCUCCCAUCAAUCACAGGCAUCUCUUGCGCACAAAGGUCUUGAAACAACGGGCAUCUUCCCAUUGUCUCAAUGUCGGCAAAUUUUUGGGUGUUUUUUCUUUUCUAAAAUGACAAUUGGCUUAAGGUAUUAAUAUAAAAAGUAGGUGGCUGCAUCUAAUGAUUUUUUCCUCCGAGUAAUCUGAACCAUCUGCCUCUGGAUACUAAGGAGUUCACUGCGCUAAUCCAGAUUAUGGCUGACAAACUGUUUUCGGCGUAGAGUUUCCUCUAGCUCCGUGCCCUUCAAGAUCUGUGUGUAAGGCUGUAGAAAUUCCAUUUGCCGAAUAGUUUACUCUUUUUUCUUUCGAGGUCCACGUCUCUCUGCUCUUGGCUGGUUUUUCAAAUUUCGGAAGGGAGCCGGUUUUGGGGCGAAAGCAAAGAAGAACAUGGCUUUCCUAAUGAAAAGCAUGUUGAGCAACCAAGUGAAAAAUUUGGGACUUGGUGGAGGGGGUGACGAGGCCAAGGAAGAGGCAGCCCCCGCUGACCCAGCUGCAGCCGCAGGGAUGACCCGGGAAGAAUAUGAGGAAUAUCAGAAGCAAGUGAUAGAAGAAAAGAUGGAAAGAGAUGCAGCCUUUGCAACAAAAAAGGCCGAGAGAGCCGUCCUGAGGGUCCAUUUGCGAGAGAAGUACAGACUCCCAAAGGUAAGAUCAGAUGUGUUUGGGGUUUGGUUUUUUUAA
Molecule: messenger RNA, 1193 nt
Organism: Podarcis muralis (Common wall lizard)
Lineage: Eukaryota; Metazoa; Chordata; Lepidosauria; Squamata; Lacertidae
Source: RefSeq, a predicted model, not a curated record